Entelurus aequoreus (snake pipefish) is the source of this 2261-nucleotide messenger RNA. RefSeq names its product nephronophthisis 1 (gene nphp1). Gene Ontology annotation, biological process: protein localization involved in establishment of planar polarity. Bases 69 to 2213 code for a protein of 714 amino acids. NCBI's taxonomy places the organism in Eukaryota, Metazoa, Chordata, Actinopteri, Syngnathiformes, Syngnathidae. The record is from RefSeq and is a predicted model, not a curated record. The transcript is spliced from 20 exons. Gene Ontology annotation, molecular function: protein binding. Gene Ontology annotation, cellular component: cytoplasm; cilium.
GCUAUUUUUAGCUAGCUACAUGCUAACGAACGUGUAUAAUUGUGAGCGAUGAAAAAAGGGCGCGUAAAAUGCCGCUGCCAAAACGAAAAGGACCCCUGCAGCAGGCCCACCGAGAUGUGGACGACAUUAAAGGGAAGUUGGACAGUCUGCUGAAAGAUGUUCAAAGUAAAGCUGAAACCAAAGAAGAGUCCUUUCGGAGCUGUCAAGAGCUCCAAAUAUCAGCAGAGAAAACAUUCAAGAAUCUAACAAAACUGACCAAGGCUGACGAGCUUGCUCCAGUGGGGAACUACGAGCAGAGGAAACUGGAGGAGGAAGGACGACUGCAGAACAUCCUGGAGCAGAUAGACGACCUCUCUCAGAAUCUGUCGCCACCAGGACCCAGCACUGAACCACCAGGAGGUAACGAGUUAAAUGAUAAAGAUAGCGAGAAAAGCCUGGAGGACAGCGAAGAGGUUGACAGCGAUGAAGAUGUUGAAGACAAAAGCGGCCAGGACGAGAGUCCAGCUCCCGAACCGUCCCCUCCGUCAGAGCUUUGCAUCUACACGGCGCUCAGUGAUUUUAAAGGGGACCAGGAAGGAGAUUUGUCUGUUCAGAAGGGGGAAAAACUGAAUAUCAUCCGGAAGACGAGUGAUGGUUGGUGGGUAGCCGAGAACUCGAAAGGCGACAGAGGAGUGGUGCCGAGAACCUACCUGAAGAUUGGUUCUGGUAUCAGCGACGACAACAAGGAGCACGACGACGACGAAGAAGAAGAAGAGGAGGAGGAAGGAGAAGAAGAAGAGGACGGAGAAGAGGAGCCUGAAGAGAAUGAGGGAGUUGAUUCAGAAGAGCUGGACGACGAAGAGAACGAUGUUCCACGGUCCAGCUGGUCCAUGUUCAGAAAAGCCCUGACUGAGAUUGAUGCUACAGAUGUGCUCUCCGCCAUGGGCGCCAUACCUUCUGGGUUCAGAUCAUCCACUCUAAGUAAGCUGCUGGUGGAGGAAGGUGCCAAAUACAGAGGGAGUCGUCAUAUGCUGCCUCAGCUCAGCCAAUCACAGCUCUCAUUCAAAGAUCUAUUCUUGGAGCCCGACACCGGCAAGGUCCGCUCGAGACACAUCAAGACGUGCGUUUGUUUCACUCUGUGGAGCUGCAAGCGGAUCCCCACGCCCGGAGUCGGAGUCCAGGUCCUCAGCAGACACAUGCGCCUCUGCGCCUAUGACGGAACCCAGGUGCUGAGCAACAUCCACACAGUGCGGGCCAGCUACAACCCCAAGCACCCUAAGACCUGGACUUUCUCACCGCGGAAGUCAGGGCUUCUCCGUAGAUUCAUACGAGGCAAACCCCCAAUGUGUUUGUCCCAGACGGCAGGCGUUCUGCCCACCCUGCUUGACGGAGACUGCUUCCUGCGCUGCAACUCAGACAACUGCGACCUCGGCCUCCUCUUCGAACUCGGAGUCACCUUCAUACGCAACUCUACGGGGGAGCGGGGCGACCUGAGCUGUGGAUGGGCUUUCCUCAAACUGAGAGACGCUGCUGGAAAUCCAAUACCUAACAGGACGUAUGAGCUUCUGGUGAACGGUGGUACUCCUUAUGAGAAGGAUGUGAGGGUGGAAGGCUCGCUGGCUAAAGGAUCGCCAUCAAGUGUUUUCCAGCAGAUACUGCAGGCCAGACGCCAGCCCUUACUCAUCGUCAAGUUCAAGUCGCCAAGCAGCCACAUCAAAAGGAAACUCAAUCUCCUCCCGGACACGCUGCUGUACUGUCUGAGCUGCGUUCAACUGUUGGUGAUGCAAAGGCAGCUGCUGGCCGACGCCCUGCUGGUGGACCGGCCCACCAUGCAGAACGCAGAUUUAAUCUGCAGUCCUGUGCUGUCCACUUUCUCCACGCUUGUGGACCAACCUGACCUGCUGGAUGCUGUCAGGAUUGCUUGGAUGGAUACAGAAGGCAAAAUGAGUCGAGCACAGAAGCGAGACACGGCCGCUGUGAAACAGGAGUUCUUCAAAGUCUACAUGGCGUCGGCGUACUUCAUCCUCCACUCACCCUCUCUGCCGACCCACCGCUGGGCUGAUCCCGCCUCGGAGGAGCAGCGAUCCCGCUUCAUAUUAUCCACGCUGGAAGCGAUCAAGCAAGCCAGCGGCCAGUCGGGGACCCAAGGGGCUUUUGCCGACUCCGCGGCGCAGGAGCAGCUGGCUUUUGAUGUGUCAGAGAUGACCUUCGACCUCCUGCAAGCCACACGGUAGAAAACGAGAAUUAUUUUUGUUGUUUUUAUUAAAAUAUCAAGCUGGUAA